CGCGUGCCCCCCUUCCCUUCCUCAUUUUUUUAUCCUCUAAUCUAAUCUUUGAUUGAUUAACUAAUUAACUCAUUUGCGUGAGCCGUGACCUAUCAAAAUCCGGGGAUUUCUCUACGCAAGCUAGCUAGCUAGACGAGACGACGCACAUGCGUGUGAUCUGCCCACUGCCACACCGCAUCAGUCGAUCCACCUAUCCAUCUAUUGUCGUUUAUGAGAUCCAUCUCGAAAAUUUUCUCUUCUCCUUUCUACAACUAUGAUAGUGAUCCAUGAUCUACAGUGCCUAUGACGUCAUGCUUAUGAGAAAUCUGUUUUUGAUUUUUGUUUUUCCUUUGGGAGGUAGUCGGUGCCGGAGCCGGUAGCUGUCGAGGUUAGGGCAUCGCUUUGAGUUUGCAGCUGAGGUUACCUUUGACCCCACCGCAACAGUUGAAGUACAGAUCUGUCUCUUCAAAUUUCGAUCUUUUUCGUCUUUCGACCGCCUUUUUCUUCAACGCCUCCUCUUGGAAACAGGCCGUCGCUUCUUAUCUCAGCUAUUGUAUAUAUAGUUGCAGAGCUACGCGAAACCGAUCCUUCAACUCUACCUAUUUCAUAUUUGAUCUCCCGUACGCUGUCCCAUUCCGAUCGUCUCUUUCCAUUUCACCCUCUCAAUCGGUGUUUAGCAAUAACUCCAAAAAUCUUGAAGCAUGUACAAAGAAGGAACCUCAGGUUUCUGCUUCAACCAUGGCUUCUAUUAUCCUCAAUAUAUUGGUACAGGAUACGAAUCAACUGAGGACUGGGAGGACCAGCAUAAGGUUUUGAGUUUGGAUGGUCAAGAUUUUCAGUUUACUGCUUCAUCAAAUGAAAUUCUACCAUAUGUAUAUUAUGCUCCUGACUAUGGAUAUUCUCAGUCUCUUUACAACCCCUACAAUCCAUGUAUACCUGGUGCCUCUAUGGGAGUGGAUGGCUCAUUUGUGGCACCCCAACAAAGUUACACAUAUCUCCCAUAUGAUAAUCUUGGCACGGCACCUGGAUAUGCAGCCAUGAUUCUUCAGCCCAGACCUGAUAUUACUGCCAAUGGGACAAUAAAUUCAUCUGUUUAUGAUACUGCUGGAUUUGUCUAUAAAGCUAAUGCUCCAGCUGCUAAAAACUCUCAGAAAUCUACUGCCCGUGUAUUUGAAGGAAGUAGAAGCAGUGCUGGAUUUGGCAAGCAAUCCGUGCCAAGUCGACCAUGGUCACCAUACAUACAGGCUAGAAGUUCUCAAGGCACAGAAAACAAAUUAAAUGAGGAGAUUCUUUCUGGUAAUGGUCAAUCAAAGGUUUCUUUGCCCUCGAAAAUUGGAUCAUUUGAUACUGGAUUGAGCAAUCAUGCCCAGGCUUCACCAGCAUAUAAAGCUGUCCGAAAGUUCUAUGGCAGAGUUCCAAAUGAUGCAAAAGUUAGCCAAGAUUCACUGAGUGAACAGAAUCAGGGAUAUGACAUGUACAAACAUACGAACAAGUUUGUGGUUAAAGCCUACACUUCAAGGGCGGGGACUACUGAUGCACAAGGAAACAUCACUAUCUAUAUGGAUCAGUAUAAUAAAGUUGAUUUCCCUCUUGUAUAUACAAAUGCCAAAAAAGCCAAGUUUUUUGUGAUUAAAUCGUAUAGCGAGGAUGAUGUGCACAAGAGUAUCAAAUAUAAUGUGUGGUCAUCCACUCCUAAUGGUAACCGGAAGCUUAAUGCUGCAUAUGAAGAUGCACAGAGGAUAGCUGCAGGAGAUUCACAAGGGUGCCCCAUUUUUCUCAUGUUUUCUGUCAAUUCUAGUGGCCAGUUUUGUGGUGUUGCAGAGAUGACUGGGACUGUGGAUCCACACAAAGACAUGGAUUUCUGGCAGCAGGAUAAAUGGAAUGGUAGCUUUCCCGUGAAGUGGCACAUCAUAAAGGAUGUUCCAAACCCCAAAUUUCGGCACAUCAUACUAGAGAAUAAUGAGAACAAGCCCGUGACUAAUAGCAGAGACACACAAGAGAUAAGCUACAAGAAAGGUUUGGAGAUGCUACACAUAUUCCAGAAUUAUCCCUUUAAGACAUCCUUGAUGGAUGAUUUCAUGUACUAUGAAAGUAGGCAGCGUAUCCUGCACGAAGAGAGAGCCAAGCUACAAAUGAGGAGUUCUUCAGUGCAAAACUGCACUCCUCACUUGGACUCCGCUAGAAAGUGUGGUUUCACUUCUGUUCAAAAUAUUAAAGAUAGCAAGCAGCAUGAAGACAACAAUUUGAGUAGUGUGAGUGCUGCAGUCAAUUCCCCGUCAAAAGGGCAAGUAUCUUUAGAUCCUGUUAGGAGCACAGGAAUGGGAAGGGAUGGUGUUUCCAAAGAGACUGUACCCACUGAUGCAGAUGAACUACAAAUUGGUUUGAUGAAGAUUAACUCAGAAGUCCCUGAGGAACCAUACUUGUUGCCUGCUGCUGAAGAGAGUGAGCUUGUUGAAGUUGUCACCAUAGGGUCUAUGUUGGUGAGAGUUAAUGAAGCCAAAUCUUCUGGCUCCGGGUUGGUGGGAGGUCAAGACUAGAGCCAUGAUGGUGCUGGAUGAGAUAACAUUUCAUUGUACUGGAUAAAGAAAGUUGAUAUUUAUAUUUGUGGUCGGCAACAAUGUACUGCUGUGCUGUGCUGUGCUGUGCUGGUGGGUUUUGAGCCUUUGAGCUACAUACAUGGUGACUGGUGAGUGUUGUUUUGGCCCCUGUUUUUGAGGGACAAGGGUGCGAAGGCAUGUGUUACUUUCUUGUUUGUAUUGGACUACUGUCCUGGUAUGGUAUGGUAUGGUUUGGUUUGGUUUGGUUGGAUU
Messenger RNA from Andrographis paniculata, 2789 nucleotides. Its product is annotated as YTH domain-containing protein ECT2-like. Lineage: Eukaryota; Viridiplantae; Streptophyta; Magnoliopsida; Lamiales; Acanthaceae. Gene Ontology annotation, biological process: mRNA destabilization. The transcript has 8 exons. The record is from RefSeq and is a predicted model, not a curated record. Bases 681 to 2516 code for a protein of 611 amino acids. Gene Ontology annotation, cellular component: cytoplasm. Gene Ontology annotation, molecular function: mRNA binding.